AUGGCCCAAAUCGACAUCAAACCAGCUGGGUGGAAGCUUGUAGAAGUUGGGCGAGUGGUUUUACUUCGAAGCGGUCCUCAUGCCGGCAAACUUGCUACAAUUGUUGAGAUUAUCGACCACAAGCGUGCUCUGGUAGACGGCCCUUCCAGCAAAGAAGGCGCAGUUGUUCCUCGACAUGCCAUCCAGCUCGACAAAGUCACUAUGACACCCUUCACUAUCCCCAAGCUUCCUCGAGCAGCCGGAACUGGACCAGUACGAAGACUAUGGGAAAAGAAUGAGAUUGAUCAGAAAUGGGCAGAGAGCAGCUGGGCAAAGAAGAAGGAGACACAGGAGCGGAGGAAGAAUCUUGGUGACUUCGAGAGGUUUAAGGUCAUGAGGUUGAAGAAGCAGGUAUGUCUCGACAACAAUAUACUCCCGUCCAAUGUCUCUGUAUCCGGAAGUGUCAUCUGGAAUAGUGACCGCCAAUUUCUCGUCUACGAAGAGGCAGUCCGUUAA
Endocarpon pusillum Z07020 is the source of this 495-nucleotide messenger RNA. RefSeq lists its product as uncharacterized. Gene Ontology annotation, biological process: translation; ribosomal large subunit biogenesis. Gene Ontology annotation, molecular function: RNA binding; structural constituent of ribosome. Gene Ontology annotation, cellular component: cytosolic large ribosomal subunit; ribosome. Lineage: Eukaryota; Fungi; Ascomycota; Eurotiomycetes; Verrucariales; Verrucariaceae. Bases 1 to 495 code for a protein of 164 amino acids. The record is from RefSeq and is a predicted model, not a curated record. The transcript has 2 exons.